Molecule: messenger RNA, 945 nt
Organism: Aspergillus mulundensis
Lineage: Eukaryota; Fungi; Ascomycota; Eurotiomycetes; Eurotiales; Aspergillaceae
Exons: 3
Coding region: 1-945 (314 amino acids)
Source: RefSeq, a predicted model, not a curated record
AUGCAGAGCUGUCGCGAACUCUUUGUGAACCCGCUCCUAUGGACCUCCCACCAUUUCAACCUCGUAGGAGGCCAAUUUGUGGAGAUGGUGGACCACCCCAUACAAUCCACUCAGGAUAACACCAAGACAGAAGAGAACGCCAAACCACCAAGUGAUGCUGAACUCUCUGCGACAACACCCAUACCCGCUGUGAAAAGUGAUGCUGAACUCUUUGCGAGGACACCCAUACCCGCUGCGAAACAUCGCCGCCUAGUCGAUAUCCUGGUAGGCAAGGGACGUGCCUUCGCUAAAUAUGGCAAAGGGCCCGACUUCUUCUUUACGGGUAUCCCAGUCCAUCGGCCACACUGCACUGUGUUCUAUCGCCAUGGGCAGCCUGACAAGCAUGUCGACGGACCCCUGUUGGUGGGCCAUCUACCUUACGGGCAUGUCAAAGGAGGACGCACGAGAUUAUUCCAGCCUUGUCCAGACCCGCGUGGCCGUCUCAAUCGGAUUGGCGCAGAAAUCUGUGAAAAGCGAGUGGCCCAAGUCACUCCAACGGAAUGGACUGAAGAUCCAUACUUUGCUUGCGUCUUGCUGGCUCUAGCACAACUCCAAGAGCGCAAGCUGGACCUGCCGAACCCAACAACCUACACCUCGCGUCUUCUCGUUACCAGCAUGAGAGACCACGAUUCUGUCUAUUUGUAUGAUGCUGAAAUCACCUCCGAGCUGCUCGGGGCGCUCGCCCGGCCAAAAUCUGCCACGAGACAUAUCAAGUGGCCUGUGAUCAUGCGAAGGAAACUUCCUAUCAAGCCUUACAACACCUUUCCUGACCGCCUGGCCGCGGAGCUGGUGGCUCCUUCAUGCUUCAGUAGAACGAGCUGCACCGCUUCAUCAGAUAAACUCAGCGCCAAACGACGACGCGAGGGAGGAAGCGGCAGCCCACAUAAGAUGAGGCGGCUGCUAUAG